CUGUCAAACUGAAUUCAAAAAAGCAAAUGUGCUAGCAUUGCGGGCCUUAUCUUGGAAAUUGUAAUUCAGAUUACGCGUGACAAAAAUAAGUGAAGGGUACCUACCAAAAGAAAGAUUAGCAUAAAUCACAUUCUCAUCACAAAAGUGCCUUCGUAGCACGAUGCGUAAGUACGCAAAUUAUUGGCGUGACUCAGCAUCCGUGAUCAUAGCGGCUCGGAACAAGAAUAACGAGCCAGAUGAACAUGGAUACAAUUACAAGGUGCUUGUAUUCAAGCGGACGGAAAACACCAGCUUCCUUCCUAAUCAUAUCGUUUUUCCCGGUGGCUCUUACGAUCCACAAGACGAUUCUGCAGAUUGGCUAAGAUUGUUUGACGAACAAAGCAUAUCACAUGAAGCUUUGCAAUCAGUGUGUGCAAUAUCCGGUCCACGACCUUACAUUUUCUGCACAACGGAUGGCGAUUUGCUCGACCGUAACAUAUCCGUCAGACUGUGUGCCCUAAGGGAGUGUUUCGAAGAGCUAGGUGUACUGUUGGUGGCAAACAAGCACAACCGAGAUGGCUACAGUGUUGCACAGAGUGGAUUAGACGUGCGUAGCUGGCAGACGGAUGUCCACGAUGGUAGGAAAAAACUACAUGAGCUAUAUGAGCAACUGCAGGAAACGCCUGAUCUGUGGGGUCUCUAUGAGUGGUCCACUUGGAUAACACCAACACAUUUCCGACGCAAGCGUUUCGAAACAGCUUUCUUCCUGGCGGCACUGGACGAAAUUCCUCCCGUUUAUCCCGAGACGCACGAGGUGGAAGAAUAUAUGUGGCAAUCACCAAAGAGUUUACUUUCUGCCCAUUCGGAAGGAAAUCUAUGGCUGGCACCACCACAGUCAUACGAACUACAUCGUUUAAGUCACGUAAACGAUAUCGAUGUGCUUGUACGGUUUGCUGCAGCAAGAAAUCGUUUAGGUUCGACCGCGUUCUGUCCCGUUGCCUAUAAUGCUUCUGACGGGUUUAUCGGUGUACUUCCGGGAGAUGAUCUCUAUCCGGAGAAUUUCGAUUUUAUCACCGAUAAUGAGGAGAUGAACAAAUAUGGUGAACUAACAAUGCAGGAACUAGCUGAUACGGCACGUAAUCUGCACCGGGUAGAGCAUCGUGGUCUACACACCCAAACGUACCUGCAUAGUGGCCCCACGUUGGAUCGACAUCUGCACGUGCUGGGAUACAAUGGAGGGCAACUUUCAAAACUGUGAUAUUGAAUACUGCAAAGGGCAAUAAAGCUUAUGGGAAUGGUUAGAA
Messenger RNA from Anopheles funestus (African malaria mosquito), 1283 nucleotides. RefSeq names its product acyl-coenzyme A diphosphatase NUDT19-like. NCBI's taxonomy places the organism in Eukaryota, Metazoa, Arthropoda, Insecta, Diptera, Culicidae. Gene Ontology annotation, cellular component: mitochondrion. The coding region runs from base 161 to 1237 and encodes 358 amino acids. The transcript has 3 exons. The record is from RefSeq and is a predicted model, not a curated record. Gene Ontology annotation, molecular function: hydrolase activity, acting on acid anhydrides, in phosphorus-containing anhydrides.